This is a messenger RNA of Cydia pomonella (codling moth), 801 nucleotides long. RefSeq lists its product as uncharacterized. The transcript is spliced from 3 exons. Bases 1 to 783 code for a protein of 260 amino acids. The record is from RefSeq and is a predicted model, not a curated record. Lineage: Eukaryota; Metazoa; Arthropoda; Insecta; Lepidoptera; Tortricidae.
AUGUGGUUCUUCAAGGGUCGGGAAGGGAUAAGUGGCUUCUCCGAUGUUGCUCAUGUCCAUAGGCGACGCACGUUCAACUGUUCCAAUCCGUAUAAUAAAGUAAUCGUGGCGGAGGGCUCUCCUCUGAGGUGCCAGUUAACGCCUCCAGGAGGGUUAACAUUAGGAGACGAAUUUGUCGUGAAAACGAAUAAAUUCAAAUACCUUGGUUCCGUGCUGCACGAAUCUGGUGAAAUCGAUCACGACGUCCAAGUCCGAAUAAGUGCUGCUUGGGCAAAAUGGCGAGAAGUAACCGGUGUCAUCUGCGACCCUAGGAUACCGGUGAAGCUAAAGGGCCUUGUGUACAAGAGCAUCAUCCGACCAGUCCUACUAUAUGGUAGCGAGACCUGGCCUGUCCUCGGAAGACAUGUCCAGCAGCUUCACGUCACCGAAAUGAAGAUGUUGCGAUGGAUGUGUGGCGUUACGCGAUUAGAUCGCAUACGUAACGAACACAUUCGUGGCAGCCUUGGAAUUCGUGACGUAGCGGAUAAGCUGCAGGAAAGUCGCCUCCGAUGGUAUGGCCAUAUAAGCCGCAGACCAGUAGACUACGUCGGAAAUAGAUGCCUCAACCUCACUGUCCAAGGCCCUAGUUCACGCGGCCGCGGUAGGCCUAAGAAGCGCUGGCUGGAGGUCGUGAGAGCGGACAUGGUGGAGAGCAAUCUCACAUCUGAGGAUGCCGAAGAUCGGGCAAAGUGGAGAAGAUUAAGUAGGAGAGCGGACCCUGGCGCUAGGCCGGGAAAACGCUAGGUUGAAGAAGAAGAUUCU